Molecule: messenger RNA, 1073 nt
Organism: Pocillopora meandrina
Lineage: Eukaryota; Metazoa; Cnidaria; Anthozoa; Scleractinia; Pocilloporidae
Source: the annotation of a GenBank genome assembly
AUGGUUACUUGUCCAAAGUGUAUUGUCCAGUGUGGUGUUCCUAGUUGCCUUGAUGUGAUCCGACAAUCGGAAGUGGUGGUACCUAACAGAGACAACGCAAGAAAACACUUAGACAUUGACGAGCAGACAAAGGCAUGGUCUCUAAAGGAAGUAAAAAUAUUGCUUCUAACGAUAGUAAACUAAUUUACAUAUCAUGCAGUGUAUAGGACGGAUUCAUUGCUACGAACGUUCUAGAACGAAAAUAAUUUUUUUUUUGCAUGGUUACUUUUCGAAAGCUUAACAAUUUUGUGGAGUCAAAAAUAGAAAUAAAAACUUCUAUUGUCGUUGGCGUAACACCAUAUGGUUAACGAAUUUGCCAGGAAAAAAAUUCGAUAUUCAGUGCUAGCUACGAAUAUUCUUUGGCAGCUAAUUGGCGCACUUUAAAACAGUGAAGUAUAUCCCUUUGCCAGCUCCCCAAAUAGUGUUGAGACCCGCGAAAAUCUCCAAGCAAUCGCAAUACUAUUGCUUGGUUUUAAAUUUAAAGAAUUUAUUUCUUUGGCUAUAUAGCGUAUCGACUCGACUCUCUUUAUUCAUUUUUUUGAUAGGCCACAGUCUACACGGAAAUAGAGAGUAAAACUGUCGUCGUUCUGACUUGGUUGGUGCCGAAUAAUUGGAAAUGGCCCAUCGCUUCUCCUCUGAUGCAGGCGUUUGAUAGGAAAUGGAGACUUGUUAUGACAAGAGGAAAGCUUUGGCUCCAAUAUUACAGAGGGGUCAAAAUUAUACGAAUUGCUUUCGCGUGAGUAUAGUUCAAGGCCAUUCAAUAACAUCCGAUUCCACUGGUUUCUGUAAACCGUAGUUUCAUUUGCAAGUCAAAUAUUUGAAUCACUCACAACAGCCUAGACUUAUCUUUUAUUUCUUCAAGGUUUUUCAUUGAAAAGACAGGCGACGAUGCUAAGAAAGUUAUCAUCAGUCGGGGCCACAUAAAGUUGAAGGUACGAAGAGGCCAUAGCUUUGCAUUACCCUCAGAAUUUGCGGAGGGAACAGUGAAUUGCCACAUAGUUGAAUUAGCCGCUAUCCUGGAAAACAAGUCUUAA